AUGAAUGUGGACUUAGAAGAUGGAGAAACGGCUUCAGGAGAAGGAACUAAAAGUUUUGCCAGGCCGUCUGAUAAAGACAUGCAGAAUGGUGUAGAUGUGCUCACUACGGGGACCUUUGGUGCCCUUGAAAUGUGUACUAAACCUGUCCUUUACCAUUUGUGCCAGGAUAGAGACCUUAGGAGGGCAAGUACGAAGAGGGCACUCAUCAAAACUCUCCUGAACUGGGUGCAUACACAUUCUUUCAACUUGUAUAUAAUUAACAAGUCCGCACAACAGAAAACAAAGCAGGCAACAGGAGACAUCCUCUCAAAGCCAUUCAUCCCACCUCAUCCUUCGAAGAAGUCACCACAGACGGACGCCGAAUCAGCUAUGCUUCUGAUGGAAAGUACAGACACAGUCAGUGAUGUGUCGCUCCUUCAGUUCACGAAACCUAUCUUGGCAAGUCUCUGUGAUGCAAAGUGUGAACGUCGCAGUGGGAACAAGAGUGAUUUAAUUGGCAGACUGUUGGACUGGCGUUCAUCAAAAAAUUUACUGAUCGCACGGACGGCACUAGAAAGUGCUUCUGUUGCAUUGUGCUCGGAACAACAUCUCAGCAUCAUUGGUCAGAAGAAAGUUCUUGUCCAGCGUCUCAUCCAAUGGCAACUAAGCUCCGAGCAGAACCAACACGAUCACAAUGUGCAUCAAACUCCCACAGAUCUUGAGAAUAGUCACGACCCUCUCCGCACAGAGCACUCAGGACCAACGAGGGAUCAUCAACCUCACCGUGUUGUCCUCGGACAAUCUCUUGUCACCGAGAUACGGAGAGACAUGGUACGUAGCGAAUUGCCCACGUGGGUUAGCAGAGCUCCCAAGGCCCUUGGCUUGACAGUGCAGGGUAAACUCAGUGCGGAUCAGUGGCGUGCCGCAUGCACCAUUAACAUGACCAUAACCCUUGUACGACUCUGGGGUGGUAUGAAUGGUGUAGCCAAGGCUAUGCUAGAUAAUUUUAUGGAUCUAGUCACUGCCGUCGAGCUUGGUUGUAUGUUCAUCAUCUCCCCUGGCCAUAUUGACCAGUACAAAUUUUAUAUGCUGCGCUAUCUCGAGAACUUCAAGGACCUUUACAAAACCAUACGACUGGUUCCGAGCCAUCACAUUGCUCUCCACCUCGGCAAAUUCUUGUGUUCCUUUGGUCCUGUCCAUGCUUGGAGGGCUUUCGCAUUCGAGCGCUAUAACUAUCUCCUCCAGCGUGAGAACACGAAUGGCAAAUUUGGCGAGAUCGAACUUACGAUGAUGAAUCACACUUGCCGAGUAGCAAAUGUGCGCACGCUCAUCCAGGAGGAAAACAUCCGCACUGUUGUCUCUGAGAUGGUCGAGGCAUACAGCAACUUCACAGGCAAAGAUAGGAGAGGCACUCGCAUUCGCGAUGUGCUUCAGUGGGACAAAACUGUCACUGCACAAGGUCAAACCCACCCGACCUUGAAAGAGGUCAUCCUUGAGGAUAAAAUAUAUUCUGCCUUGCUCCGGUUGAUCGACGCUACCGAGGAGCAUUGUUAUGUUGCUGAGGGCACACCUCAUUCGUCAGAACAGCUUUUUCUCAGGCGCAAGGCGGUUCUAUCAAAUUGUAUCCUUAUUGGCGGCAUUUCUUACCGGCCCUCAAAUUUCUCCCAUUGUGAUAGCAACAUCGUAUUUCGGAGCGCCUCGGACUCAAAACCACAGCCUGGUCGCAUCAUCAAAAUAUUCCUUCACCAUCGGUAUUCACUAAGUGACUGUAUUGUCGAAGAGACUUUCUUAGUCGUCCAUCCUCUGAUUCCAUUGUCAGACAUUGAUGUCCCCAUGAUCCCUACCAUCAAUACCCUAUCCCAGGGGGGUUUCUUUGUUACAACCGGUAUCAUAGCGAUUACUGUAUCAUUCGACCAUCUGGUGUUAUUUGUCAUUUUGCAAAGACAACCAUGCACGUUCAUAAUAUAUGUGAGCCCUGCGUACAUGUCCUCCCGUUAG
This is a messenger RNA of Suillus discolor, 1977 nucleotides long. RefSeq lists its product as uncharacterized. Bases 1 to 1977 code for a protein of 658 amino acids. Lineage: Eukaryota; Fungi; Basidiomycota; Agaricomycetes; Boletales; Suillaceae. The record is from RefSeq and is a predicted model, not a curated record. The transcript is spliced from 5 exons.